Hyposmocoma kahamanoa is the source of this 2950-nucleotide messenger RNA. RefSeq lists its product as uncharacterized. Bases 182 to 2707 code for a protein of 841 amino acids. The transcript has 10 exons. The record is from RefSeq and is a predicted model, not a curated record. Gene Ontology annotation, molecular function: protein binding. NCBI's taxonomy places the organism in Eukaryota, Metazoa, Arthropoda, Insecta, Lepidoptera, Cosmopterigidae.
UGCCAAAGGGAUUAAAUCACAUGAAUUUUGCGAAAAUCUAACGUAAAUUACAUAUUAAUAUAAAUUACAUGCAAAUUGUUCUAAAUUAAAGUUGUACGUUGUCUUCUGUUAGUGUUGUUAUGUAUUUUGUUGUAAAUUGUAUACUGUAGUGUCCUUCAUUGGAAGAAAACACAUUUGCGUGAUGAGUAAAGCCAACGCUUUAGCGGGCUUGAUCGGGAAUUAUGGGGAUUCCGAUGAUGAAUCUGAAGAUGGGGUGACGAAUACACCACGAGGGGCGGUUGAUACUGGUGCAUACAGAGGCGCUAUUGCCGAGGCGCAAGUGGCUGCUAUUCAUCCGGCUCCCAUACCUCAUUGCCCAUGGUCAGCGUGCUAUGAUGAGACCAGUGGGUUCACCUACUACUGGAACCAACUGACAAAUGCUGUAACAUGGGAGGCACCGCCAGAGUACUUGCUUGCGCUCAAAUUGGCUCAGCAACAGUUGCAGUCAGCAGGGUCAGAAGUAUCAGCAGAGGAAUGGCAACUGUACCAACAAGCAUUAGCCGAAAAACAGCUUUUGCAACAGAAAUCUGUUAAGCCUGUUGUUAAGUCCGAGUCAAAACACGACAAACCCAAGGAGAGAGACCCCAAGUAUGCCGCGAAGGGCAAGAAACGAAUCUCAUGUGUUAGUGACGAUGAAGAUGAAAAAAUAGAACUGAUUACCUCCUACUACCACUCAGAUUCUGAAUCAAAUGAUGAGACUGAGAGCCCACUCAAGUCUUCCACUCAACCUAAGCCACAAACCCAAGUGCCGAAGCAACCCUUCAAGAAACAGAAGACUAAACCAACUCCAAUUGAAUAUGGGCCUCCGUUGCCUCCCAAUCAAAGUUAUACAGUGCCUAUAGGUCCAGAAUUGCCUCCUAAUUCGCUCAGUGAUAAGCCUAAGUCACCAGAAAUGAAAAUGGAGAUUGUUCAAGAUGACGUCAAGAAUUCGCCAAAGGCACAUGAUAAUGAUGAUAAUAAAGACGAGUGCUCACUGUUACUGGAAUUAAAAGAUAAGGCUAAAUUAUUAGAAAAGCUAGGUGGAGAAAUACCCUCUGACCUACAAAAAUUAAUUGAAAGUGAGAGUAAAUCUGUAACUUCGUCGCCUAAACUUGAUAAUAAAGUCAAAGUGGACACACCAAACAAUAGUCAAGGUGAUAAGUCUACUAGUGGUACUAAUACACCCAUUACGUCAAUGGACACUAAUAUCGACGAUCUGUUAGAAGAAAUAGAAAAAAAAGAACUUCCCAAAGCAAAGAAAGUAAAAAUCGACAUGUUUGGUGAUGAAGAAAUAUGUAAGUCUAAUGAAAGUAGUGCUAAGAAUUCUCCAAGAAGUACUGAUGACAAGACGCCGCCUAGGGAAGAAAUUAAAUCUUUGUUCCCUAGCAGUAAGGUCAUAGUUGACGAAAAACCUAUCAGUUUAUUCCCUAGCGCAAUAAAUAUUCAAGAAAACGGAAUUGAUAAAACAGACAAGACUCCACCACAAAAUGCAACAGAGAAGAAAACAAAUGUGUACUUAAUGGAUAGCAGUGAAGUUUUGGGUAACACUAGUCGAAAGAAAUUGAGGAUAUCCAAUUCAGUACUGCCAGUCAAAAAAGCUUCCGAGCUACCUUCGUACACCACAAAAUAUUCUACUCACAUAGAAGGGUUUUCUACUGAGCGAAUAGGGUUGGGGUUCAGUAAAGACGAAGACGACGACGAAAGUCCAAAGAAUACGAUCACUUACGGCAAAGGACUGACGUUCACCAAAGGCGAGAUCCUGAACGAGGACAAAAAAGACGAAGCACUGGACGAGCUGACGGAGCUGGUGGAGGCCAAGUUGAAGUACCUGAACCAGCUGCAGCCGUGCACGGUCACUCCAGUGCAAGAAAUGUUGAUACAGAUGCAGACGCUGGUGGGCGCGUUCCGGUUCGGCGCCCUGUCGGGCCAGUACUGGCGGCGCUGGGCCCUGGCGGCGGCGCGCGCCUUGUCGGCGCACGAGGCGGCCGCCGCGCCGCCCGGCUGGACCUGCGUCUUCCAGAGGUCGGAGGGGCGCUACCAGUAUGUACGAGCGGAUGGGCUGGCGCAAUGGGAGUACCCCGCGCCGCAAACCACCGACAUGGACAUCUGCACUACGCCGCCGCAUCCUUCGCAAGAUAUUAAGGACGAAGUACCUCUGAAUCCUCCCCUUCCGGAGACACCCCCCGCCGCAGUUCCUCCUCCACCGCCGCCGCCCAGCGAGUGCUGGUCCCGAGCGCGCGUGGAGACGCCGCCGCCGCCCGCCUGGUCUGACCCUCCUCCGCCGGGCACGGACGACCCUCCGCCUUUGCCACCGGAGCAACCAAAGCAAGAGAUAUCAGACGAGCUCCUGUCGUUCUACAACGACAUUGCAGAGUUAGAGAAACAAACGGACCCAAUAAAGCCGUGUACGCCCGAGCCGCCGCCGCCGCCGGUGCUCUCCGCGCCCUCGGAGCCUGCAGCGCCUGCAGCGCCUGCGGUAGUUGCAGUGCCUUCAGCGGCCACAAUAUCUGCAGCGCCUGCAGCGCCACAAGCCGAGAGGAAGGAGGGCAACACUGACAAAGAGAGAGAUGGAAAAAGCAAGAAGAAGUCUAAGGUGAAAAUAUCAUCCUCCAUGGGAAUCAAGCACAAAUCCGUUUCGACGUUGGUUGCGAAAUGGCAACAGGUCGCCGAUGAAAUUCAUUCCGACUAAAAUUAGUACAAAUGAAUAAAAAAAUAAGUAUAUAUUGAUUAAAGUCAAUUUCAAAAGAAAUUAGUUUGCAUGCCUUGAGGAUGGUCGAAAAACAGGAUGUUACCCUUUGGCUAAGUGUUUAUAAUUUGGUAGAAAUAUACCGUAGAUUGUAGAGCGAUCUCCAAUUCUUAUUCUGUUUCUACGAUUAUCACUAGGCGCUAUUUACGGGCGUAUAUAAAUUAUGCCUUUUCAUCGUCAAAACCA